Molecule: messenger RNA, 906 nt
Organism: Pangasianodon hypophthalmus (striped catfish)
Lineage: Eukaryota; Metazoa; Chordata; Actinopteri; Siluriformes; Pangasiidae
Product: putative olfactory receptor 13C6
Biological process (GO): G protein-coupled receptor signaling pathway
Cellular component (GO): membrane
Molecular function (GO): G protein-coupled receptor activity; olfactory receptor activity
Source: RefSeq, a predicted model, not a curated record
AUGUCCAUGAAGUUGACUUCCGCACCACAGCCGUGGUUUAUCUUUGUCUGGACUCUGCUCUCGAAUGACUACUAUAAAAUCACAUGGAUUACUUUUCAGACAGUAAUGGAUUAUUCCCCCAAUUUUACAUAUUUAACACUGGAGGGGCAUGUGGAUUUAGAGCAUUACAGAUAUGUUUAUUUUAUAUUUACACUCACUGUCUAUAUAAUGAUUAUCUGCUUUAAUACUGUUAUCAUUUCUGUCAUAUUGAAAAAGAAAUGUCUCCAUGAGCCCAUGUACAUUUUCAUUGCUGCAUUGCUUUGUAAUGCCCUCCUUGGAUCGACAACUCUCUAUCCUAAAUUGCUCAUUGAUUUACUGUCUGAAAAACAAACUGUGUCUUAUAAAGAGUGUUUAUUUCAGGCAUUUUGUCUGUACACAUAUGGUGUAUCAGAGUUCACACUGUUAUCGACUAUGGCUUAUGACAGAUAUGUGUCCAUCUGUAAACCAUUACAAUAUGCAACUCUUGUAAAAAAUUCCACUGUCAGAAAGAUCUUAUUUUUAUCAUGGUUUUUGCCUUCUUGUGAAGUUGCUGUUGGUGUUAUUCUAGCAUACCAACUUCAACUGUUUACAUUUAAAUUGAAUAGAAUAUACUGUGAUAAUUAUUCAGUUGUGAAAUUAAGCUGUAAAGAAACAUCUCUUAAUAACAUAUAUGGGCUUUUUAUUUUUGUCAUUGCUGUGUUUCCUCCAGUGAUCUUCAUAAUUUAUUCUUACAGACCUGUUUACCACAUCUGCUCAUUUUCAUAGAUUUUUCUGUCAACACAAGUGUUGAAAUUAUAAAUAACAGAUUUGAAUCAAAACAAAUUCCCCAAAUUAUUGCAAUGAUCCUGUCAGUUGAAUAUAUUCUUAUUCCUCCUUUGUUUAAUCCUA